CCGGUCUUCUCGUAAGAGGAAACACCUCAUUGAUUCCAUCUCUAACGAACAAGAAAACUCUUUCUGAACUCACAAGCAAUGGAUGACACCUCAGACUACACGGAGUGGUUUAAUGCUGUCAGAGGCGAAGGAUACUAUAUUGAUGGUGGCGGCCCAGCAUUCGAGGCUUACUUGUCAGGCAGGGUUCCUCCGCCGGAAGCAGCAGCUCGUGUUACCGAGAGAGACCCCAAAAGUAAAUUACGGGCCGAUGCUAAGGUCGGGCGAGUGUGGACACUUCUCUUGUUCUGCGCAGAGGAUUGUCUUGAAGCCCACCCCGCCAUCAUCGAGUUGCUCAGGCGUAUCGGCACACUUCCGAAGUCGACCGAAGAAGGAGGAGUGGACUGGGCUGGCAAUGAUGCAAGAACUUCAUGGGGAAGGCUUUGGAGAGAUGCCAAUGACUCACUCUGGUCGGACACCAUUUCAAAAUCAAGAGGAGCUCGUGCUCUAGCCACGAAUCCACUCUCUGAGAAAUGGAAGAAUUUCCAAGCCUUCUCAGCUGCUUGUGUACCAGCCAAGAUCAUGGGAAUGGACAAUGAAGUGUUCUUCGCGCUCAUUCUCAUCAUCUCCGUUUUAGAGAAGAAGCGGACAAUCCCAGAAUUGGAGAUGAAUGUUCCUGCUGCAGCACAAUGGUUUUUGAUUGCUGGAAGAACUAUUUUCAAUCAAAAAAUCGAGGAGAAUGAAAGCGUCAAUUGUGCGUGGGAUACGGAAAGUGAAUUGUGGAAGGGUAAAAGAGGGUUCAGCAAGGAGAGAUGGGCCAUUUGGAAAGAGAGGUGGGGAGCCAUUGGGUCUACGAGCGAUCUGAGCGAGGAAACUCGAGAGAUCUGCAGGAGGGUCGCGGUGACGAUGAAUAAGGUGGAAAGGAUGAAGAAGUAAAUGCCUUUGACUGAGGUACGAAGUUAAAGGUUCCUCCGAGGGUGUCAAUUUUCUCUACCUUACAGGGGUCUGAUUAUGACUCAAUCGCAAGUCACGUUUUUCAAAAAAGUCACGUUUUAGGAAAAGUGACGUUUUUGAGUACCCCUGCAAUAAUAAUUAUAAGAGUCAAUUCUUUUGAAGUCUUAAAGCAAUUGCGGC
Mollisia scopiformis is the source of this 1110-nucleotide messenger RNA. RefSeq lists its product as uncharacterized. The record is from RefSeq and is a predicted model, not a curated record. The coding region runs from base 79 to 912 and encodes 277 amino acids. The transcript is spliced from 2 exons. Lineage: Eukaryota; Fungi; Ascomycota; Leotiomycetes; Helotiales; Mollisiaceae.